This is a messenger RNA of Stegostoma tigrinum, 453 nucleotides long. Its product is annotated as ferritin, heavy subunit-like. The coding region runs from base 1 to 453 and encodes 150 amino acids. NCBI's taxonomy places the organism in Eukaryota, Metazoa, Chordata, Chondrichthyes, Orectolobiformes, Stegostomatidae. Gene Ontology annotation, biological process: intracellular iron ion homeostasis; iron ion transport. Gene Ontology annotation, cellular component: cytoplasm. The record is from RefSeq and is a predicted model, not a curated record. Gene Ontology annotation, molecular function: ferric iron binding; ferrous iron binding. The transcript is spliced from 3 exons.
AUGCCCUCCCAAGUGUGGCAGAACCAUCACAAGGCCUGUGAGGAUGUUGUUAACAAGCAGAUCACCCUGGUGCUUUCUUUCUCCCAUGUUUACCUCUCCAUGGUGACAGUGGUGUUCUCUGGAUUUAUUUCAGAUUUCAAGCUGUGGCCUCAAUCUGUUGUACACUCUCCUAAUGAGAUGGAGGUCUUGUUGCUUUUUUCACUGGUUUCUUGCGUUUUAAGUGAUGUGUCUUGUCUCUUACCAUCCACCCCCACGCUGCCGCUUCAGAAGCCUGACCAUGGCAAUGGCCUGGAGGCAAGGCAGGGAGCUCUGCAGAAGGAGAAGGAUGUGAACCAGAGUCUGCUGGAUCUGCACAAUCUCUCCUCUGGCCACACAGACCCUCAUAUUGGGCCUAAAGAUGGUGCAGCAGAGAAUUUCCAGAAUCAACUCAGAGAUAAAGAGCUGGUUAAAUGA